Drosophila guanche is the source of this 1143-nucleotide messenger RNA. RefSeq lists its product as uncharacterized. NCBI's taxonomy places the organism in Eukaryota, Metazoa, Arthropoda, Insecta, Diptera, Drosophilidae. The transcript is spliced from 3 exons. The record is from RefSeq and is a predicted model, not a curated record. The coding region runs from base 355 to 1068 and encodes 237 amino acids.
UGAAUGGAAGGGUGAUCCGUUUCUGAUAAUAAUGGGAUGGAAUAAGCAUGCAUACUCAAAAUUACUCGCUGAAUUAGCUGCGGCCAAAAGAACUGAAUAUUCUGAAUAUUCCGCGGCAAUGCAUAUGUAUGUGCUAAUAAAUAAAUUGUGAAAAGAUGAAUAUGAAGAUGAUAGUUUAUUGAGCUAUUUUAUAAGGUGUUUAACCAUACAUAUGUACAAAUGCCUUCGGAUCAGAUAGCCAAGAAUUUUGCAUUAUGUUCUGCACAACAUAGAUCCCCUAUUUGAAAAUUUAAACACCAGAUGUAACUGUGACUUGGCUGUCACAGAUUCUAAGUACGUGGAAAUAGCUCGAAAAUGUAUAAGUGGAAUCUUUCGGGUCGAAACGAGCCUCUGACAUUUCAAUACAAGCCAGUAACACUUCAGCCAAACAAUCGACUUCCGAAGGAGCUGAAACAAGGCCAACGCACGGAAUAUAAGUCGCUUUCGUAUCACGACAUGAGCUUUAUCUGUGCCACUAACAAUCGGAAAUACUAUGGAAAUGCUAUGGAUACUACGGAAAGCACAGACAGAUAUCUAACUGAUGCUCUAGGUUUAUAUUCAAGUGGAAAGUCUGCGUUUGAGUCGAGCGAACAGAGUAAAGAGAUGCAAUCACUGAAUUCUAGAAUUGAUGGAGCCAAACAAUUUUUGGCGCACAGUGGCAUUUUAGGGACAACCAACUUCACAAGUUCUUGUGACUUAAUAAGGAAAACUUCAAGCAUUCAUAUAGAUGCGACUUUGAGGGACCAGAUAAGGAAAAAAUCCUUGUGCCUGCGUUCAAGGAUUGGUAUCGAAAAGAAUAUAUCAAAGAGCUAUGAUGAACUCGUCACUUCACUUCAGCAUGAAGUCGAUACAUUGAAAGGAAUCAUAGGUCAUGGGGAAACGAAAAUCAUAACACUUCGUACUGAAAUUGGCAAAUUGAAGAGAGCCCUUCAAGAGAUAAUUCACGUCCAGAUGCUAGCUAGUAGCAAUGCUAGUGAUACAACUAUUUGCCUUUUUUGUCAACCUGUUAGAGGGUCGAGCAAAAAUUGAAAUGAAAGAUAUACAUUGUUUUCUUAUGGACAAUAGAAACAAUUAUAUUUAAUUUUUAAUUAAUAAUUACAUUUU